Molecule: messenger RNA, 897 nt
Organism: Coccidioides immitis RS
Lineage: Eukaryota; Fungi; Ascomycota; Eurotiomycetes; Onygenales; Onygenaceae
Exons: 3
Coding region: 1-897 (298 amino acids)
Source: RefSeq, a predicted model, not a curated record
AUGGUGAAUGUAGCAAUUGCUGGAUCAAGUGGCCUAGCCCAGUUUAUUGCAAACUAUCUCUCUACGAAAACCUGUCAUCAAUUUAUUAUACUAUCCAGGUUUCCGAACCCCGGCCUUGUUUCCAGAGGAUGGCAAGUCUUAGAAGUUGAUUAUUACAACAACUCCAAACUCCGGUAUAUGCUCACGGGGGUGGAUGUAGUCAUUUCCACUAUAUCGGGACCCGCUGAGGCUUCUCUUAUCACCGCUGCUGCUCAAGUUAAUGUGCGCCGUUUCAUACCAUCUGAAUUUGAGGGUCCACCUUCAAAGCGCACCCUCUCCAAGCUCCCAGACCGCGGGAACUGCCAAAGCCUCUCCCUGCUCCAGCAAUAUGAAAUGGAAUACACCAUCUUUACAUGCGGUGUAUUUUAUGAGCGCUUGGCUCCAGGCGGCAUGGCCGCCUUUCAGCUCGGUAAGGGCACAUAUAUUGAUAAGGAAGGCGAAUACCUUAUAAAUAUUCCUUCAAUGGAAACCGAGGUUCCCCAUCUCAGCGACGGUCAAGAUUCUAUGAUUUGCAUGACUUCUGCCCAAGAUGUCGCACGCGCCGUAGUCGCUGCACUUGACUUGCCACGAUGGCCUCGCGAGUUCCGAAUGUUCGGGGACAGAAUGUCGUUAACCGGCCUUGUGGGCACUGUUGAAAGUGUAUUCGGGUGUGAAUUCAAGACAUCCUUCAUCUCUGUUGAAUCGCUUUGCUAUUUACUUUCACAGGCGGAAGCUUCCGGUGAUGUACGGAAACAGCGGCGAGUAUGUCAUCUCCUAGAUACCGUUAACGGUUGUUAUGACUUCGAUUUGUCCAACGUCGAUAGCUUGAAUAUUCGGCCACAACGAUUUCAAGAAUGGCUGCGAAUGGUUUGGGCUUAG